AUGCGGCCUCCUCCCACGUCAACUGCGCUUCAGGGGCGAUUCCUAUCAUCCUCUCCCGUCCACACUCCUUUGCCGCUUGGUGUUGUACCCGUUUUCCAGUCAUGGAACCAAUUCGACGCCUCUGCGCAGAGAUGGGCGCCAGUCAACUCCAGUUCCCUGCCCAGUGGAUCGCACGCACUCGACACUAGCUCGAACCUCGCACUUGUGACUUGGAACGUGGAUGCAGGCACGCACUCGCCAGGAUCUCGCAUGUCCUCUAUUUUAUCGCAUAUUCUCAGCCAAACCCCAGCUCCCCAUGUCGUCUUCCUCCAGGAAGUCUCGCGACCCGCCCUAGCAACCCUCUUACAGGAUCCACGGUUGCAGCAAAAUUGGCUCUCGAGUGAGGCAGACGAAUCAAAUUGGAGAGGGCACAUUUUUAUGACCAUGAUUAUUCUAUCCAAAUCCCGCUUCGGUCACAUCCACGGCUCAUCCUCGCCAACUGCCCUUGGCCUUGGACCAGUGUGGAGAGUCAACUACCCGAGCCGUUUUGGGAGAGACGCGCUCUGUUGUGACAUUCUCGAUCCCUCAACCAAUGUAGAUCAAGGUUCUCGCAUCCGUCUGGUCAAUGUACAUCUCGACUCCCUUGCCCGCCAGCCGUCUCGCCGCCCGCAGCAGUUGUCCAUCAUUGCCUCCAUGCUCAAGAUUGCCGGUCGGGGUCUCGUUGCAGGCGAUUUCAACCCUGUGCUUCCAGAAGAUGCGACCCUGGUGGAAGAAAACGAGCUCAUUGACGCCUGGACGAGGUUACACGCCCAAGAACCUGGCUUCACCUGGGGGAUUGACGGCACGCAAGCUUUUCCACCAUAUCGACUAGACAAGGUCGCCGUUACAGGGUUGGAACCAGAGGAGAUGGAGGUGAUGCACCCAGGUGUAUUUUCUGGAUCGGGGGACGCCAGCGCCGAACAUGGAGAACCGGAUUGGGGACCAGCGCCAUGGAGCGAUCAUUCUGGUCUAAGGUGUUCCCUUCGCAUCCGAGACGAACCGGGACCUAACCCUUCUUGA
Molecule: messenger RNA, 1038 nt
Organism: Ilyonectria robusta
Lineage: Eukaryota; Fungi; Ascomycota; Sordariomycetes; Hypocreales; Nectriaceae
Product: endonuclease/exonuclease/phosphatase family protein
Exons: 2
Coding region: 1-1038 (345 amino acids)
Biological process (GO): double-strand break repair
Cellular component (GO): PML body; cytoplasm
Molecular function (GO): 5'-tyrosyl-DNA phosphodiesterase activity; single-stranded DNA binding
Source: RefSeq, a predicted model, not a curated record